Messenger RNA from Schistocerca americana (American grasshopper), 656 nucleotides. RefSeq lists its product as uncharacterized. The transcript has 3 exons. The record is from RefSeq and is a predicted model, not a curated record. NCBI's taxonomy places the organism in Eukaryota, Metazoa, Arthropoda, Insecta, Orthoptera, Acrididae. Bases 149 to 496 code for a protein of 115 amino acids.
AGGGGAUGCACCUACGGCCAGGCCACAGCCGUUAAAUAGCGGGCCAGCGGCCGUCGUCUGCACUGUACCACAGGCACAGCGCACGCACACACGCACUGUACGAGACUGACAGCUGGACCAGUCGCAGCCCCGCUAAACACACCACACAAUGAGGACGACUUUGGCUCUUCUCCUCAUCAGCGUCUUCGCUGUCAUUUGUUCCGCUCAAGUGGAAGAGGACUCCGUGGUGCGGGAGCGGCGCUUCGUGUCGAGGGUGGAGAACCCGCCGAAGCGGCAGGAGAGCCACUUGUCGGGCAGCGUGGACGGCGGCAUCAGCCGCGACCGGCGCAUCGGCACCAUGGUGCACGGCCGGGCGGACGGCGUGUGGACCAGCAAGGACGGCAACACCAGGGUGGGCGCCGGCGUCAGCUACGGCCGCGUGCACAACGGGCCGGCCGCCGGGCCCGCCUCCAAGGGCGGCUACAUCAACGUCCAGCACAGCUUCCCGGGCAAGUGAGCGGAUGAGAAAGCAGCUGCACAGCGUGCCACACACACACAGCCGGACUCUUGCUCUUUUAAAGCUCUAUUUCAUUUCUCUUACACCGAUGUUGAGCAUUUAACUGUUAUUUUGUUAUUUAUGUAAAUAAGGAUGUAAAUAAAUAUGUAUUUUUGAUAAA